CUCCAUCUGAUAUUUUUACAAAUGGUGCUAACUACUGGGCCCCGUCUGCAGUUUAUGAAAAGAGCCUUUAGAGCAGUGCACAAUAGAAGCGCACAAGGGCGGACUGACAACUCAUGGGGCCCCCGGGCAAUAGGGGAUCAUGGGGCCCCUGUGUCUCUGCCCAAACUCAAAAAAGCCUAUGAAAAAGGUACCAGGGACAUCUCAUGGGGCCCCCUACUGACCCCGGGCCCUUGGGCAGGGCCAGAGUUUCCAAAUGGUCAGUCCGCCCCU
This is a messenger RNA of Staurois parvus, 270 nucleotides long. Lineage: Eukaryota; Metazoa; Chordata; Amphibia; Anura; Ranidae. The record is from the annotation of a GenBank genome assembly.